AUGGCACGCAAAAGGAGAAAUAAGGAAUCUUUGGAUAAUACUAGGGAUAAAACAGCUUUGCAGAAUAAAUCAUUAUCACUUUUUAAUAGAGGAUCAAAAUUAAUAUCAUUUUUAUUUCCACAUAGAGGAUUUGUGCAAUUUUUUUCUAAUAAUGGAGGCUAUUCUAAUGAGAAUAAUGAUGUUGGGAUGGAGUUGAGGCAUACGUUUUCAUUUGAUGUUCCAUUAUCAAUUUCAGGGUUUUCAAAUGUUGGUUUUUAUAGGAAUAUAAAAAAAUUAAAAAAUGAUAAAAAACGGUCAGAUUUUCAGCUAAAAUUUUUAACUCAUAUGUAUAAGAAUGAGCCGCGUAAUGAUGAAGUAUAUCAAUAUGCUCCACUUUUAGAUUCAUCACAUUUAUUUGUUUCUCAAUAUCCAAAAGGAAAACCUUUUCCUCCGAUAAUUGAAGAUGAACCGUCAUAUUAUUACCUUAUUACGACAUAUUUUUCAUAUCUUAUUCUUAUUAUUUUGGGUCAUAUACGUGAUUUUUUUGGUAAAAGAUUCAAAAAACAAAAAUAUUCACAUUUGCGUGCACAUGAUGGAUACGCACCUCUUAAUUCUGACUUUGAUAAUUUUUAUGUUAGGCGACUUAAAAUGCGUAUAAAUGAUUGUUUUAGUAGACCUACUACAGGUGUACCGGGUCGGAUGAUUACAUUAAUUGAACGUGUUAGCUAUGAUUAUAAUAAAACGUUUAAUUUUACUGGAAAUUUGAUUGAGUGCUUAAAUUUUUCUUCAUAUAAUUAUUUGGGCUUCGCACAAAGUAAUGGCCCUUGUGCUGAUUUUGUUGAAGAAGUUAUUAAGAAAUGGAAGUUCAGUAGUUGUGGGGCUAGAUCUGAUGCUGGUACUCUUGAUUUGCAUGUACAAUGUGAAGCAUUGGUUGCUAAAUUUGUUGGGAAGCCUGCAGCAUCGAUAUAUAGUAUGGGAUUUGCUACGAAUGCAACUUUGUUUUCUGCUCUUGUAUCAAAGGGAUGUCUUAUAAUAUCUGAUGAACUUAAUCAUUCAUCUAUUCGCUUUGGUGCUCGUCUUUCUGGUGCAAGUAUUAGAAUGUUUAAACAUAAUAAUAUGGAGGAUUUAGAAAAGUUAUUAAGAGAAUGUAUUUCUCAAGGUCAGCAUCGUACACAUAGACCUUGGAAAAAAAUUCUUGUCAUUGUAGAAGGAUUAUAUUCUAUGGAGGGGACUCUUUGUAAUUUGCCGGGUCUUAUUUCGUUAAAGAAGAAAUAUAAAUUUUAUUUGUAUAUAGAUGAAGCGCACAGCAUUGGAGCUAUUGGGCCUCGUGGACGAGGUGUUUGUGAUUAUUUUUCUAUUGAUCCAUCAGAAGUUGAUAUUUUGAUGGGUACGUUUACUAAGUCUUUUGGUGCUUCUGGAGGGUAUAUUGCAGCUGAUAAGCACAUAAUUGAUAAAUUACGAUUUCUUAAUGCUGGAUCUCUUUUUUCAGAAGCUAUGAGUCCUAUAGUUGUUGGUCAAAUUAUGUCUAGUAUUAAUAUUAUUCUUGAUGAAACUCAAAAUGAAGGGAAAAACCGUUUACAGCGGCUUGCAUUUAAUAGUCGAUAUCUUCGACUUGGGCUUAAACGUUUAGGUUUUAUUGUUUAUGGACAUGAUGAUUCUCCUAUUGUAUUAAUACUCUUGUAUAAUCCUGGAAAAAUGCCGGCCUUCUCUCGUUUAAUGUUGGAGCGAAGAAUUGCUGUUGUUGUUGUAGGUUAUCCAGCAACUUCUCUUGUAGAAUCUCGGGCUCGAUUUUGUGUUUCCGCUGCCCAUAAUAAAGAUGAUUUGGAUAGGCUCUUGACUGCAUGUGAUGAAGUUGGCGAUAUUCUUCAACUUAAAAAUAGCAGUGGAGCUGCUGGAGAAAAUGUGGGUGUAAGACAUUUAGAAUAUCUUCUUAGUGGUGCUUAUAAAGUAUUUCAUCCUCCUCCACGCUGGGCUCUUAAAGAUGUUAUUGAACGAGGCGUAGAUGAUGUUAAGGAUUAA
This is a messenger RNA of Pneumocystis murina B123, 1998 nucleotides long. RefSeq lists its product as hypothetical. The record is from RefSeq and is a predicted model, not a curated record. Gene Ontology annotation, cellular component: serine palmitoyltransferase complex. Gene Ontology annotation, biological process: ceramide biosynthetic process; sphingosine biosynthetic process. Gene Ontology annotation, molecular function: serine C-palmitoyltransferase activity; pyridoxal phosphate binding. The transcript has 6 exons. Bases 1 to 1998 code for a protein of 665 amino acids. Lineage: Eukaryota; Fungi; Ascomycota; Pneumocystomycetes; Pneumocystales; Pneumocystaceae.